AUGCGAAUACGGGCUGUGCUUGAGCAGGGCGCGCAGUGCGUGGGCGAGGCGGAAGGAACGAAAGGGGGUUUGCCGCGGGUGGGCGCUCUAGGGGCGGCGGGUCCGCCCGUCCCUUCCCGUGCGGGCCGCGGGGUAAUAUAUCCUCCACAUUCAAAACUCUCAGAUAAAGAGAAAACCAAUAUUUGCUAUUUGUCUUUUCCAGAUUCUAAUUCGGGUUGUCUUGGGGACACACAGUUUUGUUUUAGAUUUCGACGGUCUUCUGGAAGGAAAGUCUCAUUGUGUUGUUUUCUGGACCAAUUGGAUAGAGAUCUACCAGUUUACUUAAAGAAAGAUCCAGCAUAUUACUACGGCUAUGUAUAUUUCAGACAAGUUCGAGACAAAUCAUUAAAAAGAGGCUACUUCCAGAAGUCACUGGUCCUCAUCAGCAAACUACCUUAUGUCCAUCUCUUUCGCACCAUGCUUAAGCAAAUAGCACCAGAAUACUUUGAAAAAAGUGAAGCUUUCCUGGAAGCAGUUUGUAGUGAUGUUGAUCGUUGGCCACCACCAAUUCCAGGGAAAAUACUGCAUUUGCCUAUUAUGGGUAUUAUAAUGAAGUUGCGGAUUCCAACAUAUCGUGACAAGCCUGGAACAACGCCAAUAGUACAGAAUAUACACCAGGCAGAUGCUCAGAUCUCUAUGGCUUUACCGACUGUUCAUGAAGUAGAUCUUUUCAGGUGUUUCUGUCCAGUGUUCUUUCACAUUCAGAUGCUUUGGGAACUAGUACUGCUAGGAGAACCACUUGUCGUGAUGGCACCAUCACCAUCAGAAUCUUCAGAAACCGUGUUGGCACUGGUUAGUUGUAUUUCACCGUUGAAGUACUGCAGUGAUUUCAGGCCAUAUUUUACCAUACAUGACAGUGAAUUCAAAGAAUAUACAACUCGCACACAAGCCCCACCAUCUGUCAUUCUAGGGGUGACGAAUCCUUUUUUUGCUAAAACGCUUCAGCACUGGCCUCACAUUAUCCGAAUUGGAGAUAUUAAACUUCCAGGUGAAGUUCCAAAGCAGGUGAAAGUGAAAAAACUGAAGAACCUAAAAACUUUGGACUCCAAACCUGGUGUUUAUACCUCUUACAAGCCAUACUUGAACAAAGAUGAAGAAAUCGUUAAACAGUUACAAAAGGGUGUACAACAGAAACGUCCUACAGAAGCACAGAGUGUGAUUCUUCGGCGGUAUUUUUUGGAAUUGACGGAAAGUUUCAUUAUUCCACUAGAACGUUAUGUGGCGAGCCUAAUGCCUUUGCAAAAAUGCAUAUCACCAUGGAAGAGUCCACCACAGCUGAGGCAGUUUAGCCAAGAUGACUUCAUGAAGACACUGGAAAAAGCAGGACCACAGCUCACAUCAGGUUUAAAAGGAGACUGGAUAGGACUUUACAGGCAUUUUUUGAAAUCGCCGAACUUCGAUGGCUGGUUUAGGAGCCGGCAGAAAGAAAUGACACAGAAGUUGGAGGCCCUUCAUUUAGAAGCACUCUGUAAUGAGAACUUGGUUUUCUGGAGUCAGAAGCAUACUGAAGUAGAAACGGUGGAUCUUGUCUUAAAGUUAAAGAAUAAACUGUUGCAGGCUGACAGAGAACAGCUUCCGGUGAAAACUGACACACUGAAAAAGCUGCAGACACACAUCAAUGAUAUUAUACUAGCACUUCCAGAUGACUUACAGGACAUCUUGCUCAAAACUGGCACAACAUGAUUUCUACUGGGCUUUUUUUGUGCAGAAAACAAAAGGCAAAUGUAGCUUCACAGAAGGCAGUGGCUUACCAACUUUGGAACACAGCUCUAAAUAGUAUGUUAACACUACAAAUGGACUGUACUAAUAGUAUAGCCCACUAUACUAUUUUCACUGUUUUUUCCACUUAAAUACCAAUGCAACUAAAGGAAUUCCUGUGUCUAAUGAUGUUUGAAAUAAGUGCUCUUAAAGAAAAAUCUGUGGGCAUAUGAAACUACCACAGCAUAGGACCACAGUGCAGUGCUGGCAUUGCAGAAUGGUGCUGCUAUACCCAGUCCUGUUAACUCAGGGGUAAGCGAUAUUGAUCCUGUACUGUCCUGUUGAUGUAGUAUCUGAUUGCUUUUCUUUUUUUUUUUUUUCUUUUAGUUUUCAUCUCGUGAUAAGUCCAACUGGCAUAUUAUGUGACUUGGUCAGAAUACGUUAUAGUUGAGGCAUUUUACUGGUAAAUCAUUGCUUUCGAAACUGUUUCAGGGACGGCUGAAAUAAUUGGAUCGGUUCUUAACUUUCUUCCUUUUUCCUUCUUACCAUCUUUCCAAAACCAUAUUAAUUUAGCAUCUUUAAAGAGGAGAAGGCAGCUGACAAAAAUUUCCUGAAGAGAAGUCGCUUCCAUUCAGUGUUAGUUAAUUAGGGUGCUCUUACUCACAUGCCUUAAAUAUAAAGUAAACGUAUACUAAUUGGUGAUUUUAAACUGCUGACAUUUCAGGAUUUGAAGUGGAUUACUGGUGUAAAUGUAAGCAAGCAGUAUUCAUCACAGGAAAUAAACACUGUCAUGUUCUAAUAUGGAUUUUAAAAUCGGUGAUUUCAGUAGAGUUAGCUGAUACACAAUCUGUUUCAGUUGGAGAUCAUAGCAGUCAGCUCCUGUUAUAAUUUUUUUAUUAUUUUUUUUUUACUUAUACCAGUAAGGUGUUUGAGGAGGUAAUGGGACUGGAGGGAGAUGAUGUUGGCUGCAGCUGAAAAAACCCUAUGGAAAGGUCAAACUGUGGCAAGAAAAGAUAUUCUCAGUAUAUGCAUAUAGCAGACAUGCGUAAAGAGUAAUUUCCUCUUGCAUAUGAAGCAACAAGAAUGCGAUGUUUAUCUUCUUGAACAAGUUUCAGUGGUAUAUAAGAACUCAGCUGCUCCACAAUGCAGUGUUGUACUUUGACCAGUUUCAAGUAGAAUAAACUGAAUGCUAUAGUGUACACACAGCAUACACUUUUAUAUGACAAGUGGAUCACAGUUAUAAAAAAAAUUCUGCUUUUAAGUGCUUGGAUAGAAUUUUUUAAAACUUAUGACAUAAUCCCGCUAUAAGAAUAUGCUUUUGUAUGAUAAAUAUUUCAUACCAUCUUUCUAAAAAGUCUUAUUUAGAUACAAAGAGUCACAACAAUAUUUUUAUGAAAAUAUGUAUUUUAAUACUGUUAUGGUUUGUAUACAAUUACUCAUGACCAAAAGUUUAAUGUAUCAAUUAUGUUACUUAAACUACACCACUUCAGCAUUAAUUUCUAACUUGCAAAUUUUUUUUGCACACCCUGAUGAAUAGCAUUUCUAAUCCAGAAAUUAGUAAGUGGCUAUUCUUAUACUAAAUUAUCUUAAAUAUUUAACCUGGAGCACUGUGUAGUUUCUCAGAUCCGUGUAAACCGGUAACAACUAUGAUAACUAUCACAUGACUGCAAAUAUGUAUUUUUGUAAAAGGAAAUAAAAGGUUUGAUUUUUAUUUUUUCUUUGGAAGUUACGUGACUUAGAUGAUGGGUGUGAUUUGUUCGUUUGUUUCUCCCCUCUCCUUUGUAAGCAAAGCUGUUCAGCAGCUUGUAGAGACUGCUGUUUAGUCUGACUUUAUGAAGCUGUACCCUUAGGUACAGGACCAGAAAUACCUGAUGGUGACAGAGCGGUGGUGUAGUUUGAUCAUGCAUCAUGGUUGUAAUAUGAUAGAGCUGCGGGAUCCUCAAGAAAGCAAAUGGCAGGGACUGGCUUCCAGGCAAAACUUAUCCAAUCUUCAGUCUAUUUCUUGUACACAUCUGAAUGUGAGAACAUGAGAAACAUGGUAGUGGGAAGUAGACUGCAAGCAAAGCUCAAUUCAGUUUUCUUUAAUGGAGUUGGUAUUAGUUUAAAUCCCUGAAUAACUAGAUCCUUAAACAGAAUUACAAUCUUGUUCAAAAGAAAGGCAAAAAGAAAAGUUGUACUAGUUUGCUAUCUUCGUCAGUGACUUGUAAUGCUUUUAGUAAUGGCAGUUCAAAAGGACCUUAACCUAUUAACUACAAGUCUAGGCAAAAUGUAGUCACUAAAACAGGGAACAGUCCCUCAUUGCAGGUUUCUGAUCUUGUCCUGUCUCUCUCCAGUCCUUUUACACUGAGCAUGCAUAUUCUCAGUGGGGAUGCUUCAGCCAUUCAUAGUGUUGCAGCACAGGAUUUGUAUCAGCUGCAGAAAGUAGUUGCCAGCUUGGUGAGCUGGAAUUUCCCCACCCCUGUUUUUUUAGUUUUGUUUUUAACUCAAUGUGCUUAAAAUACAGGUAAAGAGCUUGUAAUAACCCUCAUUCAUAUGAGGCUUGAUGGCUAAAGAAUAGUGCAAAAACCUACUAGUUUCAGUAGUUCUGCCUCAAUCUUCAUCUGACUUU
Pygoscelis adeliae (Adelie penguin) is the source of this 4345-nucleotide messenger RNA. It is a transcript of the gene DENND6A, whose product is annotated as DENN/MADD domain containing 6A. Gene Ontology annotation, molecular function: guanyl-nucleotide exchange factor activity. Gene Ontology annotation, cellular component: recycling endosome. Bases 1 to 1722 code for a protein of 573 amino acids. The record is from RefSeq and is a predicted model, not a curated record. The transcript is spliced from 20 exons. NCBI's taxonomy places the organism in Eukaryota, Metazoa, Chordata, Aves, Sphenisciformes, Spheniscidae.